CAAUUGUAUCUAUCUGUACAAUAAUAACGUGGCUGUUUCUUUAAACAUGUGACGUCAUCAUUAAUCGACCGCGUGAAGAAGCGGCUCGUGGGGAGUUUGCAGGACUCUUCAGGCUGCUGAAUCAUUUUGAUAGCUGAUUUCAGGAUGGAGUCUCUGUUUGGAUCUGUAGGUCUUGGUAUGCUGGCAGGUGUGGGCUGUGGGCUCUGCCUCGGUUGGUACCUUCGUGGGCAGUUUGGCAGCUCGUCCCGCACUAUGAUGUCUGCUUUAAGGAACAGCGAUGAGAGUUGCAUGAUGGGGGAGAGUGGGGAGUUCAAAAUGAUCUUGGUUGUCCGGACAGAUCUGAAGAUGGGCAAGGGAAAAGUGGCGGCCCAGUGUUCUCACGCUGCAGUGUCUGCCUACAAACAGGUCCAGCGCAGAAACCCAGAGCUCCUGAAACAGUGGGAGUACUGUGGGCAGCCAAAAGUGGUGGUGAAGGCCCCAGAUGAGGACUGUUUGCUGGAGCUGCUGACCCAUGCCAAAGCACUUGGGCUGCCAGUCAGUUUGAUCCAAGAUGCUGGAAGAACCCAAAUCGCACCAGGGUCACGGACUGUUCUUGGUGUGGGACCCGGACCAGCAGAUCUCAUUGACAAAGUGACUGGACACCUAAAACUAUUUUAAAUGAUAGCAAAGCAGCAGCUAUUGGACAAAGAUGGGAAUAAACAUGCCAUUUAGGUGGACAAAUUUAACCAACCCAAGACAUUGUAGAUUUUAUACAAAGGAGAAAGAUGCAAUGGAAGUAAAGUGUUAAAAUGACACGGGUUGUUAUAAUUUGACCAUUUAUUUUAAGUAAACCGUCCACCCGCUCCAUAAUUGAACAUCGGAGUACAUUUGUUAUGUCGUUAUCAGUCUAUGAACAGAAAGGGGUUAUUUAGGAAUCAGUUUUAUAUCUGAAACUCCCCACUCAUACCCAGUGGAAUAGAAGCUUUGUCUUUGAGAUUAUCUGCUUUUCCUUUGGACAGCAAUUUAUGCUAAUAUGAUCACUUUACUGACCAGAAGAUUAAAUACACAGUCCAUUUCAAACCAUCUUAAGUCAAUGAGUAUUAACCAGUUACGGUCUGAUGAUGUGAAAGUAAUCCCACCAUUAAGACGUUAUGCACAACUAAAUGAAACUCUCCAUGUGUGUGUAUAAAUAGGGCAGUAAAUAUAAAGCUACAGAAAUAUCAGUAGUAAUUGAUGAGUGUUUGGACGAAAAGAACACAUGGCACAUAAAGUGGCUUUUACACCAGAUCUUUCUUGACAAACAAGAAGCCUUUAUUUAUAUGGUAAUCUGGGGGAAAAUCUUAUUCUUUGUGCACAAUUACUACAAUAGGUUUAUGAUUCAUCUGAACCUAGUCAAAUCUGAGUAGAGGACACACAGGGAAGUUUGUUUUCUUGUUUUA
Molecule: messenger RNA, 1418 nt
Organism: Xyrauchen texanus (razorback sucker)
Lineage: Eukaryota; Metazoa; Chordata; Actinopteri; Cypriniformes; Catostomidae
Product: peptidyl-tRNA hydrolase 2, mitochondrial-like
Exons: 2
Coding region: 145-657 (170 amino acids)
Biological process (GO): positive regulation of anoikis; negative regulation of anoikis
Cellular component (GO): cytosol; mitochondrion
Molecular function (GO): peptidyl-tRNA hydrolase activity
Source: RefSeq, a predicted model, not a curated record